AGCGAUCCAGCGGCGAGAAAUGGCGAGAAGCAACCGACUGUUGCUCAUAGGGGCGAUCGUCACGGCAGCGCUGGUUCUCGUGCAAUUUGUGCUGAUUAGUGAAGAGUCCACGACGUAUUUUGAGGAGAAGACGCUGCAGUUAGAAGCGAAAAAGACGCCUGUGUUCCGGCAGACGACGACGCUGCCAGUGGUGCUAAUGCAUGGCAUGGGUGACGCUGCAGGGAACGGAGGAAUGUUGCGGAUCCAAAAGACGAUCGCAGAGCAUCUUGGAGUUUAUGUGGCCAAUGUGCAACUCGGCAACUCUGUGACCGAAGAUGUACACAACAGCUUUUUCAUUACGAUGGAUAACCAAACGGAGAUGUUCGCUAAGAUAGUGCGAGAGGACCCGCACUUGGCGAAUGGAUUCAACGCUGCUGGAUUCUCUCAGGGCAACUUGUUGAUCCGCGCAUACAUCGAGCGGUUCAACGAUCCUCCAGUCCACAACUUUAUAUCUUUUCAUGGACCGCUGGCAGGUGUGGGUGGACUUCCGCGAUGCUCUCCUCUUAACUUUAUUUGCAAGGAAAUCGAUAAGCUUAUUGGUGAAGCAGUCUACACCAAACGCGUUCAAGAACGCAUCGCACAAGCCAAUUACUUCCGCGACCCUCUUCGCAUCGAUGCCUACUUGAAACACGCGGCGUUCCUACCCGACCUCAACAACGAGAAAACGUCUACGAACCAGACGUACAAGGACAAUUUUACAAAACUGCAGAACCUUGUGCUCGUUCGAGCCAACAAAGAUACGCAGGUAUUUCCGAAAGAAUCCGAGUGGUUCGGAAUGUAUCGCGAUGGCGAUUCGUACAAGACUAUUCUCGGCUUUAACGAGACAAGAUGGUAUCAAGAAGACUUGUUCGGGUUGCAGACACUGGACAAAGCCGGCAAGGUGCAUUUCUUGUCCACGGAUGGAGAUCAUCUACGCUUCUCCAUCGAAUUUCUUUUGGGGGUGGUGGAUAAGUACUUCCGCCCACACAUUAUGAGCAGCUAA
Molecule: messenger RNA, 1021 nt
Organism: Phytophthora infestans T30-4
Lineage: Eukaryota; Oomycota; Peronosporomycetes; Peronosporales; Peronosporaceae
Product: palmitoyl-protein thioesterase 1, putative
Exons: 7
Coding region: 206-1021 (271 amino acids)
Cellular component (GO): lysosome
Molecular function (GO): thiolester hydrolase activity; palmitoyl hydrolase activity
Source: RefSeq, a predicted model, not a curated record